This is a messenger RNA of Raphanus sativus (radish), 1245 nucleotides long. Its product is annotated as heat stress transcription factor A-7a-like. The transcript has 2 exons. Gene Ontology annotation, cellular component: nucleus. The record is from RefSeq and is a predicted model, not a curated record. The coding region runs from base 213 to 1019 and encodes 268 amino acids. Gene Ontology annotation, molecular function: DNA-binding transcription factor activity; RNA polymerase II cis-regulatory region sequence-specific DNA binding. NCBI's taxonomy places the organism in Eukaryota, Viridiplantae, Streptophyta, Magnoliopsida, Brassicales, Brassicaceae. Gene Ontology annotation, biological process: regulation of transcription by RNA polymerase II.
CUACGUGGAUAUUACCUUCCUCCCCUUCUCCCUCCCAACUGACAUAAACGAACUUCUCAACCAUGUCAGCACCAUAACAUCAAAUCACUUUUUCAAUUUCAAAUCCCAUAAAAAACCCAAUUUCCGAGAUGGUUUUAUUGGGUCACUGAUCAAAGGAUCGAAUCACCAAUAAAAAAUCAUUUCUUUGAUUUUUAGUUUUUUUCACAGAAUCGAUGAAUCCGUUUCUCAACCAAGAAGAUGAUCCACCACCACCAAAACCAGUCGAAGGACUGCAUGAAAUCGGACCGCCUCCGUUUCUGAUCAAGACAUUUGAGAUUGUGGAGGAUCCAAACACGGACCACAUCGUCUCUUGGAACAGAGGAGGCGCUAGUUUUGUCGUCUGGGAUCUGCAUUCUUUCUCUGAGUUUCUUCUCCCUCGUCACUUCAAACACAGCAAUUUCUCAAGCUUCAUCAGACAGCUCAACACUUAUGGUUUUAGAAAAAUAGAAGCAGAGAAAUGGGAGUUUGCAAACGAAGGGUUUCUAUCAGGACAGAGACAUUUACUGAAGAACAUCAAGAGAAGAGCUUCCUUGGCUUCCACGUCUUCUUCUAUUCAAGAUCCUUGCACAGAGCUUCGCAAGGAGAAGCAGCUGCUGUUGAUGGAGCUGGUGAGUCUGAGACAGCAGCAGCAAACCACGAAAAGCUACAUCAAAGCAAUGGAACAGAGGAUCGAAGGAGCAGAGGAGAAACAGAGGAAGAUGAUGUCUUUCUUGGCUAGAGCGAUGCAGAACCCUUCGUUUCUGCAUCAGCUACUUAAGCAGAGAGACAUGAGGGUUAAGGAGCUUGAGGUUGAGGCGGCGGAGAGGGGAAGAGGUUCUUCGGUAUCGGAGCUGGAAGCUCUUGCCCUGGAGAUGCAAGGCUAUGGAAGGCAGAGGAAUGUGAAGGAAGAGGAGGAUAUGGUGGUCGAGAGAGAGUUGGACGAUGGUUUCUGGGAAGAGUUGCUUAGUGAUGAGAGUUUGGCUUCUACCUCUUCAAACUAAGAUGCAUCCUUCUCAGCAAUAAGAUCUUUCUGCGUUUUGUCUUUUAGUUGUACUUUGAAGCUUUUCUUUUCUUCUCUUUUUUUUUCACCACCUUUUUGUUCUCUUGUUUAUUUUCAAGCACUUUUAUCAAGUAGUAGUGCAAAUUAGAAGUCUAUACAACACGUUGUAAUUCUUUCAUGUACGUAGAUAACUAUAUGAAAUGUUCUACAGCCGUUGUUGGCAAGGC